Molecule: messenger RNA, 1301 nt
Organism: Alosa sapidissima (American shad)
Lineage: Eukaryota; Metazoa; Chordata; Actinopteri; Clupeiformes; Clupeidae
Product: translation initiation factor IF-2-like
Exons: 5
Coding region: 331-822 (163 amino acids)
Source: RefSeq, a predicted model, not a curated record
UCUAGAGACCGGCGUCACACACACAGAAAUAAAUUUAGUAACAGCUUUGUAGACAUGACUUGUUAUAUACAUACACACACACACACACACAGAGGUUGCAGUGAAGCUGAUGGCUGUGUGCCAGUGUGUUUCUUCCAGAGACACGUCCGUGGCGGAGUGGUCAGCUGCUAGAAAGCCUGACCCCUGUGACCCUAUCAGUAUUGUCUCCGCUGGCCAUUGAGUUGAGUAGUGCAAUAUUGCUUAUAGGGUUUCAGGGCUCAGACAGAGCGUCCGGAUGCCGCCAGCCAGUUCCAGAAUGUAGAGGUGACUCUAGACUGCGUGUUCAGGCGCAUGAGGUGGGAGAUGCAGCAGGAAAAGGACGCCUCUUUUCCGCUGGACCCCCUGCUGCCCUUCGAGGAGCUGGAGUUUUUCCAGAAGCGCCUGGCAGCGCUGGUCGGGGAGACCAGAGAGAUCCGGGCGCAGAAGCAGCAGACGAUGGCGGCCAUCGUUGAGAAGGUGAAUCGGAGCACCGAGCUGGCUAGAGAUGUCCAGAGCUGCGCAGCAGUGCCUGGGGUCGCCGCCCUGCUGCCCGCAGCAGAGCGCGAUGCAGAGGCAGAUGCCCCAGUGGCAGUGUCGGUUGUGCCUCCGUCCAGACCAGAUGCUCGGGGUGCCCCUGUCCAGCCCCAGCCCCCUGCCCAGUGCAAGAGCACCCGUCCAGGCCGAGGAGGAGCCCAGGACAGACGAACAGGUCAGAGCAGCGCGGGAGCGCCCCCUGGGCCACGGGGCAGAAGGGCAUCUACUCCUCCAGGUGGUCCUCUCAGACGGCGCAGGCCGCCGCUGUGAUCGUCCGCAGUACGUUACCACUCAGCCUGAGCAGCAGCAGCACUGUCUACACGCUGCCAUCUACUGGCCAGAAAGGGGACAUUCCCACCUGCAUCCCUGCCCACGCACACUGCCAUCUACUGGCCAAAAUGGGGACAUUCCUAUCAGCAUGCAUCCCUGCUCAUACACACUGCCACCUACUGGCCAGAGUGGUAAAAUUACUCUCAGCAUUCCUGCUGUGCACAUGCUGCCAUCUGGUGGCUAAGGUGAGAAAUGCCUGCUGGUGAAUACCAUUUGCACUGGAGGCCCAGCAUGAAUGUCUAGAGGAACACAGAAGACCUUAGGCGAAGCCCACUUUCCUUCGGCAGGGAAGAUGCCUCAUUGUGUAUUUAAGAAAAAUAUUUUUGUAUGUUUUAUAAGUUUGUCUUUUUUUUUUUUUUUUUUUUAAUAUUUGAUCUUUUUCAUGGUGAAUGAAAUUCUAAUAAAAUUGUAUAGUACAA